Molecule: messenger RNA, 4028 nt
Organism: Amoebophrya sp. A120
Lineage: Eukaryota; Dinophyceae; Syndiniales; Amoebophryaceae
Source: the annotation of a GenBank genome assembly
AGGCUGUGCUUAUUCUCGCUCUGAUUCAAUGCGUUUCUGUCCAAAAGAUGAAAAAAUCAAAGUGCGAAAAGAAAUAUCAAAACUUCACCAUGAGUGCAACUCUAGUUCAUCGUAGCUAAGCACUAUACGAUUUCAAGCUCCUUGCGUAGGAAGAAGAAGAGUUGUAAGAGACUCGUGUGCCUGCCCCGCUACUAGGCGCUCGGUCUCUAGGUAGAGCUGCUCUUCUUACCUCCGGUAGAUCAUCACAAUCGAACAGAUCGCAAGAUGGCUUCGGCAUUUUCCAGCUCCGACGUUUAUGGCGGAGGGGCGUCUUUCAGUAAGAAGGCUCAACAAGCAAGCUCCGCCUCGAUGAAGGAUUUCGUUCUAUCCGCGGACGAUGAAAACGAUGCGGAUCUUUCCAGCGGAAAUCGGGAAGAGCUGAAGUCCUAUCUCGCGAAGAUUGCGGCGCCGAAGGCCAUGGUAAGCAAGACGUACCUGGGGAACGGGAAGUGGAGCAAAUCCUCGGUGCGGGUGGUGUGCGUCGACAGCGAGAAGCUCGACCAUUUGCAAUUUUCCGACGCGUGGGUGGGCAACGAUGACGACGUGAAAGUGGGCGACCUGGUGUCGGUGCCCAUCGCGGACCUGGGGGCCAUCACGCCCAUCCCGGAUUCCAAUCUGCUCUUCAUCGAGGAUCUGCUGCAGUUGCAGUGCUAGGCAGCGCAAAAGCAUCAGACUGUGUAGUUGUACCUAAGAGUCGCGUCUUCACAAGAGUCAGGUGAAAAUGCAGUUUCGAAUGCUGUUGAAUGGCGGGGCAAUAUAUGAAAUAGAUUUCUCAACAUGUUGUAUGUAGAUGUAAUCAAUGAAUUAUGAGAAUGCAAUAAAGAAAACGAAACACCAAUGCGAUACUUUUGCAAUGCAUAGACUUGAAACGGUGGAGGAGCUGAAAGCCUGGGUGAUUGGCUUGUCCGUGCUGAAAAAGGUCGUGCCGGGAACGGCCAGUCCGGAGAAGGUUUCGCCGUCCAAGUACGAUUUCGAGGGGGCAGAAGAGUCGAAGGGAAAGCAAGCGGCCUUGGCAGCAGAAGAAGCGGAAAUUAAGGCACAGAUUGAAUCCUUUCAGACGAAGUUGGACUCGCAGUAUGCAGGUAACGAUUUGGAUUUCGAUUUCGCGCUAAAAGUAGACAAAAUGUUGAAAAAUUGUGUCUUUAUGAGCAUGAUGACAAGAUAGCUUAUACCUGAACCUCGAUCUUCUCGAUAAAGAAGAGUUUCAAUUUCCCAACAGCGAUCCUGGAGCAGAUGGGCAAGAACGAUGAGGAAGAGGAGGCCGCCCUGGGUGCUACGCUGGAUGAGGAGGACCGAAAAUUGCUCGAGGAGGCCAUUGCGUACGAGAAGAAGCACGCAGCGGGGAGCAAACAGGAUGAGGUGGACCUUUUGAAGCAGCUGUGUGACGAAAAGGAUGCCACCAUCGACAUGCUGUCAAAGCGGUUGGAGCACAGUUUGGCCAUGCUGAAAGCGGUCCAUGAUAUGUACGAGCAGCAGCGGAAAGUAUAGUACACGAAGAAGAACAUGAAUUUGGUGGUAGUUUCAGAAACUAGUUGUAUCUACUUCUUUGGCUUGCGUUUGCAGCAUGACAUAUGCCGUGAAUCUUGCAUGCGAUUUUUUUUCUGCAAUUCUAUCAUAAUCGAUACAGGUGAUCGAUGCCCAAGAAGCGGUGAUUGGAGAGAUGGACACGGCAAACAAAGCUAUUCAGCAGGCUGCAACGCAGAUGCGAGACUUAUUGACGCAGAAGAAGCAAAACGAAGGUAAACGUAAAAGUAAAACGAAAAACAGGCACAAAAAAUAAAGUUAAAGACUAAUGUCACGACGACGUAAACAAAGUUUAAAAUUCUCGCUGCAUCUGACGCUGCGUCUGCUGCCUGUAUGAGGGAGACAGACGCUUGGAGGCUUUCAUCUCAAAAGUGACGAUCUUCUUCUGCUUCAAGGUUGUUCAUGAUCUUGUUCCUGUUUCACCAUAACGCAGGCGUCACGCCAGUCCACCGCGGGACAGGGGCCCGUACCGCGCCGACGACGCCGGCUUAUCACCGCGCUACGACCUCCAGCGCGAAACAGGAUGCCGUGCGGGAGACCGCUUUGGAAAUGCUGAAGAAGAUCUACCCGGAAGACAAGGCGCACCAGUUGCUGGCCCAGGUCACCGGCGCACAGGCAGGGGCCGGGAGCGGCGCUGAAGCUGCUGCGGCUCUGUUUUCGGGCGGCAACGUGCCGGCAAAUAUGGAGUGGAAAAAGAGAUGUUGACCGUGAAUAUUAGAACCAUGCUUGUCGUCGGAGUUUGUGCAGUUUUUACAUCCGAAAUUUUCCUGGCACAUGGUAGACGAAAUUUGGUUUACUAUUUCAGAUUGAUCGCCAACAGGAAUAGCAACCAAUAGCGUAUUAAAGGAACCUAGUCCCGCUCUGCGACCGCAGUUCUGCUCAUGAAGAGUGGCUCUUGAAGUGGCGGCCGCCAUCUUUUUUCCCUGGAUAGCAAGCGCAUCUGGAACAGGCAAGAAAUUUUACACGACCCGAGCCGACCUGAUGAGCGCCCGUCCUGCGUCCGCGGGACCGACAGGCCGCGCCCCGGCGUCGUUGAACGCAACCAUGCCGGCCUCGAUGAGAAUCCCGAGCAGUGUAGUGGGCGCUUCUCCGGGAAAAAAGUUUGAGCCGUCCGCGCGAACCCAGGCAGGGGUGUCUGCGGCCAUGAAAGCGCAGAACCCGGAAUUGGAAGAGACUAUUGGGGAGAUGAAGGUAAGGUUUAAUACUAUUGAACUGCUAAGCAGUUCAUCAUCACGUUGUGGAGUGUUUAUGCAACAUAUGCAGCUGCAAAUAGUUAGCACAGUACUUUAUGUAUAACUAUGCUGAUCCUGAUCCAUAUUUUCGAAUCUUGUCAACGUUGACAUUCUAGUUUUUUCGUAUUAUAGAAGAAGUUUAGCUUGUAAUAUGAGUAUGUAUAAGAUAUGUUCAGAUUCUCAGGAAAAUUUGUAAUGCAAUAGCGCAAAACUACAGCACCUGAUGGAGAAGAUAGCAGUGAUGAAGGAGUUGCUGUCUGGUGCGGACAACAUGGCGGGAGACGGGUAUGCUGGAGGAGAAAAGUGGCCAACGUGUCAGAUGAUGGCAAUUCCAAUUGCUCCAUCGAUCUAGAUAGAAAUAGCAUGGUCUGUGUGGACACCACGAACAGACAACGGCUACGGUUUUUUUAGUGUGUUUUUGUGCUGGCACGCAGAGGCAUGGCUGACUGCACCAGUUCAUCCACUUGUAUUUUCUACUUCGUCCACCUGUAGUUACGAAGAUCUUCAGACCACGACCUGACUCGGUGAAGAACACUUUUUUUUCCGUGUAUACCCGGGGAGAAAAGAUCAACGCCGAGGAUCUUCUAUGAACUGCAAAAGUAUCGUACUCGUAUAAAUGCAUCACAAAUUUUCUCAGCAUGAGAAAUAAAAUUUGUAAUGCUGAUUUGCCUUGACAAAGAAAUUUGUAAUGCAAGACCUGCAUUUAUACGAGUGCGAUAGUUUUGUACAGGAUAUCUUCCACCGGAAGACGAUGAAGACAGCGAGGACGAGGAUGAUAAGGAGGAGGUAUCUUCACUCAAACAUUUGAUGCAAUAUAGCGUUCUUCUUGGAAUGCUGAUGCUCAAUGUCGCUCAUGAAAAAGAGAAUCAAUAGUGUUAAAAGAAAAUUAAAUCGCAGGAUUCCCCCACGACGGCGCCGCUGCGCUCCUCGUCCACAGUCCGCGGACCGUCCCUGGGGAAUAUGCAGAAACAGCUGGCAGAGCUGAAGAAGCAGUCCACCUUGCUGGAGGAGCCGGAGCCCUCGGCGUCUGUGACCGACCUGCUCGAGGCGGCGAAGGACGACGAGCAGCUGGCGACCUAUUUGAAGGACUUGAAGGCCCUGGAGGAGGAAAAAGCGCACAUGGAGGACCAGCUCGUGUCGGCGAAGAGGCAGCAGCACGAGAUGCUGUCGCGCAUGACGGAGAUGAAGAAGAUGCUCUCCAUGUUUGACAACUUGCCCAAGGUGGCCAAGUGA